Molecule: messenger RNA, 695 nt
Organism: Oncorhynchus nerka (sockeye salmon)
Lineage: Eukaryota; Metazoa; Chordata; Actinopteri; Salmoniformes; Salmonidae
Product: galactose-specific lectin nattectin-like
Exons: 1
Coding region: 43-528 (161 amino acids)
Molecular function (GO): signaling receptor activity
Source: RefSeq, a predicted model, not a curated record
CUCACUGCAGCACACACACCUACCCGCCCAACACUCUGCACCAUGUUAGUGUUCCUCUGUGUCGUCUCUCUCCUCAGACUUGCUUCGGGUGCUACUGUACCAGACCAGGAGGAAGAGCUAUUCCAAAAUUCCUGCCUCAUGGGCUGGUAUGACUUCAACGGGCGUUGCUAUAAGUAUGUUGCUUCACCAGUGGUUUGGGCUAACGCUGAGUCCUACUGUGUGUCUGAGGGAGCAAACCUGGCCUCUGUGCACAGUGAGUCAGAACAAAUGUUCAUCUCAACCCUGAUCAAGAGUUUCGACCCUGCGGAGAGACCAACCUGGAUCGGGCUGUCUGACGUCCACAUGGAGGGGAGAUGGAUGUGGUCUGAUGGGUCAGAGGUAGACUUUGCCAUAUGGUAUGGAGGACAGCCUAAUGGUGGAGUGACUGAAAACUGCGUAACAACUCACUUUUCAGGCCCAAAGUGGUUUGACAGAGACUGCAACAGCAAUUUGUACUCCUUUGUCUGUGCCAAACGUCUCUGCAAAUGAGCUGUCUUUCGAGAUGGAGUGACUGUCCCUGGCUGUCCUGAGACUUCCAUCCUGUAGAGGAAACCUGGUUUUCAAUAAUAAAGAAACAUGUUUUAUUGAAAAUAAUGUCGAAUUGAAAAUCAUUGAAGGUAAAUUGUAAGUAGAACUAAAAAAGGUUUGUGUUUGUU